Messenger RNA from Oncorhynchus masou masou (cherry salmon), 6492 nucleotides. Its product is annotated as myosin-16. Gene Ontology annotation, molecular function: microfilament motor activity; actin filament binding. Gene Ontology annotation, cellular component: myosin II complex; myosin filament; cytoplasm. The transcript is spliced from 24 exons. The coding region runs from base 115 to 3669 and encodes 1184 amino acids. NCBI's taxonomy places the organism in Eukaryota, Metazoa, Chordata, Actinopteri, Salmoniformes, Salmonidae. The record is from RefSeq and is a predicted model, not a curated record.
GUGAGCACACACAUACACACACUCCCCAGAGCACCGGUGAGCACACACACUUGCUCCCCAGAGGCCGGUGGGUGAAGACAGGAUGGGGUGUAGCUCCCAGACAGAGAUGUGAGGAUGGAGAAGAGAGUGUGUGUCAUCCAGACAGACUUCCGUCAGUACAAACCCAUCAUCGCCAUCCACAGCAAGCCACUGGCACACGUUGGGUCUCUGUCGCUGCAGCAGUGUACUCAAGCUCAGACUCAGACCCAGGAGGCAGGGAUGAGGGAGAGAGAGGAGCUGAGGCGGGCUAUAGAGCAGAGCGACCGUCUGCUAGCCAGGGUCCAAGAGCUGGAGGAACAGAACACACAACUCGGGAAGGACAAGAAUGAGGUGGCCACUAAAUACAGAGCUGAGCAGGAGUGUGCCCAGGCGUCAGAUCACCGUUGUGCCCAGCUGGAGAAGGCCCAGCGUGGGCUGGAGCUGCAGCUGUCUGGCCUAUCUGAGCGCCUGGAGGAGGAGGAGGCGUGCUCGACCCAGCUGGCCCACCACAGAGAGAGGCUGGAGGCAGAGAACAGCAGCCUCAGACGAGACCUGGAGGAACUGGAGAGUGCUCUGACUGCCACCGAGAGAGACAAACAGUAUUCAGACGGCUCUGUCAGGAAGCUUUCAGAGGAGCUGUCCCAGAGAGAGGAAGCUGUCCAAAAGCUUCAGAAGGAGAAAGAACACCUGGUGGAGCUCAGCCAGCAAGCCAUUGAGGAUCUGCAGAGCGAGGAGGAGAAGGUGAACCUCCUGACCAAAGAGAGGGCAAAGUUACAGGUGCAGGCGGAAGAUUUGGAGUACCUGUUAGAGCAGGAGCGGCAUCAGCGUGGGGAGCUGGAGAAAGGCAGGAGGAAGCUGGAGGGAGACAGCAGGUCCACUCUGGAGAGCCUCACUGAGAUGGAGAGGAUGAGGAGCAGCCUGGAGGACCUCAUGAAGAAGAGAGAUGUGGAGAUAACCAGCACCAGUACCAAGCUGGAGGCAGAAGAGGCCCUAAACAUCAGCCUGCAUAGGAGGAACAAGGAGCUGCAGGUCCGUAUUGAGGAACUGGAGGAGGAACUGGAGACAGAAAGAACCAUGAGAGCCAAGGUGGAGAAGCAGAGAGCUGAUCUGACCAGAGAACUGGAUGACCUUACUGAUCGACUGGAGGAGGCAGGGGGAGCCACAGCUUCACAGAUUGAAGUAAAUAAAAAGCGGGAGGCGGAGCUCCAGCGUCUGAGAAGGGACUUGGAGGAGUCUUCUAUCCAAUCAGAGGCCAUGGCUGCGUCUCUAAGGAAGCGUCAUGGUGAUGCGAUGGCAGAGCUGGGAGAGCAGUGUGAGAGUCUCCAGAGGACCCGGGCCAAGCUGGACAAGGAGAAACAGAGUCUACGCAUGGAGCUGGAGGACCUUGCUGCCUCACUGGACACCCUGCAGAAUGUCAGGGUGUCGACAGACAGCCAGCUGAGGAAGCUGGAGGAGCAGCUCUCUGAGGCCAACACCAGAGGAGACGAUCUGCAGAAAGCCCUGACUGAGGUCAACGUAGCCAGGAACAGACUCACAGCCGACAACGCAGACCUGGCCAGACAGCUGGAGGAGGCAGAGAGCAGAGCCAGCCAGGUCUGUCGCUCCAAGACCCUGAUUGUGACCCAACAUGAAGACAUCAAGAAACAGAUGGACGAGGAGCUCAAGUCUAAGCUGGCCCUGGCCAGCAGUCUGGCAGGGCUGCGUCAGGAGUGUGAGGUGUUGAAGGAACAGCUGGAGGAGGAGCAGGAGAGCAAGCUGGAGCUGCAGCGUUUCAUCUCCAAACUCAACACCGAGGUCACACAUUGGAGGACCAGACAUGAGGCGGACGCCAUACAGCACUUGGACGAACUGGAGGAGACCAAGAAGAAGCUGGCGUCUCGGCUCCAGGAGGCUGAGGAGGCGGUGGAGGCCACCCAGGCUAAGUGCUCCUCUCUGGAGAAGACCAAGCAGAGACUCCAGGGAGAGGUGGAGGAUCUCUGUAUAGACCUGGAGAAGGCUAGUAAUUGUGGCCAGGCGCUGGAUAAGAAACAGCGCAUCUUGGAAAAGCAGCUGGGCGACUGGAGGCAGAAGUGUGAGGAGCUGGUGCUGGAGGUGGAGGGUUGUCAGAAGGAGAGCAGACAGCAUGCCACGGAGCUCUUCAAACUGAAGACGGCCCAUGAAGAGGCUCUGGAACAGGGAGAUGCCCUACGCAGAGAGAACAAGGCCUACCAGGAGGAGAUAGUUGACCUGACUGACCAGCUCUCGGAUGGAGGCAAGAGCGUCCACGAGCUGCAGAAGACAAAGAAGAAGAUAGAGAUGGAGAAGGAGGAGCUGCAGGCCUCAUUGGAAGAGUCUGAAGCUGCCUUAGAGGCUGAGGAGACCAAGGUGCUGCGUCUGCAUCUGGAACUGUCCCAGGCUAAAGGAGACAUGGAGAGGAGACUCCAGGAGAAAGAGGAGGAGUUUGAGGCAGCAAGGAAGAGCCACCAGAGGGCACUGGAGUCCCUUCAGGCCAGUCUGGAUGUGGAGGUCAAAGGUCGCGGUGAGGGGUUGAGGGUGAAGAAGAAGCUGGAGUCUGACCUAAAUGAGCUGGAACUACAGGUGGACCUGUUCACCAAGAACAACAUAGAGCUCACCAAGAACACAAAGAAGAUGCAGCAGCAGAUCAAGGAACUGCAGGGCCAAUUGGAGGAGGAGGUGCGUGGGCAGGAGGAGCGGAGGGAGGAGCAGACCGUGUUGGAGCGACGCUGCCUCCUGCUGGUGAGCGAGGGCGAGGAGACACGUGGUGCGCUGGAGAAUGCUGACAGACAACGCAAAACCUUAGAGAUUGAGCUUACAGAGACCAACGAGAAGUACAACGACCUCAACAACCAGUUCCAGUCAGCGCUGAGUGGUAGGAGGAAACUGGAUGUGGAUUUACAGGCACUGCAGCAGGAGCAUGAGGAGCUGCAGAACGAACUGAGAGGAGCCAAUGACAAGAUCAAGAAGGCCAACUGUGAGGGAGCACGUGUGUCAGAGGAACUGAGAUUAGAGCAGGACCACACCCUGCACAUGGAGCGGGUGAAGAAGGGUCUGGAGGCCCAGUUAAAGGACAUGGGCACCAGGCUGGAUGAGGCUGAGCAGAUGGCCCUCAAAGGAGGCAAGAAGAUCAUCCAGAAACUGGAGGGCAAGGUAAAGGAGCUGGAGUUGGAGCUGGACUCGGAGCAGAAGCGUCACACUGAGACGGUGAAGACGCUGCGUAAGAACGAGCGUCGUCUGAAGGAGCUGCUGUUCCAGUCCGAGGAGGAUCAGAAGAACCAACACCGCAUGCAGGAACUUGUGGAGAGACUCCAGAAUAAGAUGAAGGCCUACAAGAGACAAGUAGAGGAGACGGAGGAGCAGGCCAACAUGAACCUCGCUAAGUACAGGAAGACUGUACAUGAGUUGGAUGAUGCUGAAGAAAGGGCAGACAUUGCGGAGUCAGCCCUCACCAAGAUCAGGACCAAGAACCGCGGUAGCUUCAGCAAGGGAUACUCGUCUGGUUACAGCACUCCGUACCCCGGGGGGAUCGUGAGGUCACCCAGUUCCGUUGGGUCAGAGGGUAGAAGUGAGAAGAUUAUCAACGACGACAAUGACUCGGUCAGCUCCCUCAUCCCAGCUUAUCUCAACUCCCUGAAGAAACUCAUGAUAGACUAGCACCUAGGGAGGGAGUCAGUUGGAUGUACCAAACAUUCCAGAGCAAAGAAACAUGUGCUGUCUUACAUAUGUAGGAUCUUAAUUUGAGACGGUUUGCUGCAGCAGGAAACGUGCAUUAUAAUUCAUGGAUACUUUUGAAGGGGUUGAUACAUUUUUCAUUUGGGCAAAUUAAGUCUGACAUUUCAAAGUGGAAACUAAACUUUAGAAGACUUUUUAAAAUUCAAAAACUACAAGUUUGUGUUUCCUGCUGUGCAGGACAAUUCUCAAAUUAAGAUUCUACGUUUGUAUGUUUUUACUUUUAAAUUCAAACCAAUUUCCCUGCAUACAUGCAGUGUCCGACAUUUCAAAGCAAUAUUUGUUUCAGGAUUUUGUGGUAUACAAUACAUACAGUUGAUGUCCGAUGUUUACAUACACCUUAGCCAAAUACAUUUAAAAACUGUUUCACAAUUCCUAACAUUUAAUCCUAGUAAAAAAUAUAAAAAAAUAGGUUAGUUAGGAUCACCCCUUUAUUUUAAGAAUGUGAAAUGUCAGAAUAAUAGCAGAGAGAAAUAUUUAUUUCAGCUUUAAUUUCUUUCAUCACAUUCCCAGUGGGUCAGAAGUUUGCAUACACUCAAUUACUAUUUGGUAGCAUUGCCUUUCAAUUGUUUAACUUGGGUCAAAUGUUUUGGAUAGCCUUCCUCAAGCUUCCCACAAUAAGUUGGGUGAAAUUUGGCCCAUUCCUCCUGACAGAGCUGGAAUAACGGAGUCCGGUUUGUAGGCCUCCUUGCUCGCACACGCUUUUUCAGUUCUGCCCACAAAUCUUCUAUAGGAUUGAGGUCAGGGCUUUGUGAUGGCCACUCCAAUACCUUGACUUUGUUGUCCUUAAGCCAUUUUGCCACAACUUUGGAAGUAUGCUUGGGGUCAUUGUCCAAUUGGAAGACCAAUUUGCAACCAAGUUUUAACUUCAUGACUGAUGUCUUGAGAUGCUUGCUGUCUUGCUUCAAUAUAUCCACAUACUUUUCCUACCUCAUGAUGCCAUCUAUUUUGUGAAGUGCCCCAGUCCCUCCUGGAGCAAAGCACCCCCACAAUAUGAUGCUGCCACCCCCGUGCUUCACGUUGGGAUGGUGUUCUUUGGCUUGCAAGCGCUCCCCUAUUUCCUCCAAACAUAACGGUGGUCAUUAUGGCCAAACAGUUCUAUUUUUGUUUCAUCAGACCAGAGGACAUUUCUCCAAAAAGUACGAUCUUUGUCACCAUGUGCAGUUGCAAACCAUAGCCUGGCUUUUUUUAAUGGCAGUUUUGGAGCAGUGGCUUCUUCCUUGCUGAAUGGCCUUUCAGGUUAUGUCGAUAUAGGACUCGUUUUACUGUGGAUAUAGAUACUUUUGUACCGGUUUCCUCCAGCAUCUUCACAAGGUCCUUCGCUGUUGUUCUGGGAUUGAUUUGCUCUUUUCGCACCAAAGUACGUUCGUCUCUAGGAGACAGAAUGCGUCUCCUUCCUGAGCGGUAUGACGGCUGCGUGGUCCCAUGGUGUUUAUACUUGCGUACUAUUGUUUGUACAGAUGAACGUGGUACCUUCAGACUUGGGAGCAAUUUCCAAAUGCCUGAACCAGUCUUGUGGGGGGUCUACAAUUAUUUUCUCCUGAGGUCUUGACUGAUUUCUUUUGAUUUUCCCAUGAUGUCAAGCAAAGAGGCACUGAGUUUGAAGGUAGGCCUUGAAAUACAUCCACAGGUUACACCUCCAAUUGACUAAAAUAGUCAAUUAGCCUAUCAGAAACUUCUAAAGCCAUGACAUAAUUUUCCGUCAUGGCUUUAGCUGUUUAAAAGCAGUCAACUUAGUGUAUGUAAACUUCUGACCCACUGGGAUUGUUAUACAGUGAAUUACAAGUGAAAUAAUCGGUCUGUAAACAACUGUUGGAAAAAAUUACUUGUGUCAUGCACAAAGUAGAUGUCCUAACUGACUUGCCAAAACUAUAGUGUGUUAACAAGAAAUUUGUGGAGUGGUUGAAAAAUGAGUUUUAUUGACUCCAACCUAGGUGUAUGUAAACUUCAGACUUCAACUGUCUAUCAUCAAUGCUAAUGUUAAUGAGAUUGUUGUCCAGUUGAUUUCCUUUGUAUGAUUUAAUCCAUCUUAGGUAUUUGUGAUUCAGUUCAUAAUACGGAUGAUAACGAAAACCACUCUUCCUAAAAACUUUGUUUAUAUUCUCCAGCUCAAAUGUUCUGUAAAAAAAAAUAUAUAUAAAAAUUGAUGCUUGGUUAUAAAGACAUUGAUAGACAGUUUAAAGUCCGACAGAGAAGGCACAAGAAAGUUUGUGUUCACUUUUGACUCUCAUUCUACUUGGUCAAACUCUUUGGAUGAGCAAGUAAAGUUAUAUAGCAGUGAUGUGCAUGACCUUUUGCAACGAGGGGGCAAUAUCCUUACCUGAAAUCUGCAUUUGUAUCUUCCACUGGCAUCUGAGGUUAUACACGCUUGCAUGUCGAGUAAGAAUUUCAGUAACACUUUAUUUGGAUAGUCCAUCUGUAGAUGCCCCAGACUAAAUCAGUAACAUUUCAACAAACCAUCUACUAACUAACCUUAACCCUUAUUCUAAACCUAACCGUAACCUUAGCAAGCAAUUGCUUAUCAACAGAUCGUUUGUUGAUAGUCCGUCUGUAGAUGCUCGUACUAUCCAAAUAAACUGUUCCCAGAAUUCCGGACGUAAGAUUUGACGAAGAUGGUAUAUCAAAGUUGACCAUUAUUAUAAUGUGCAGACAUAUACAUCGCUGCCGAAGCAUUUUUACAUUACUUGUCCAAAGCAUUUUAUUGUUGAAUGUGAAAAUGUGUUAUGAAAUAAACCCUUUUUAUUCAUC